CACCGCGGCCCGGCGUCUGCGUGCGCCGCGCUCGGCGCGGGGGCCGCUGGGAGCGCGAGGAUGGUGGCCGGCGCCUUCCCGAUUGCCAAGCUGCUCUACCUGGGCGUCCGGCAGCUCUCCAAGCCCCUGGCCGCGCGCAUCAAGGACGGGGCCCGCGCCAGCCCCUUCUUCCGCCAGUACAUCUGCGGGCCCCCCGCGCAACUGUACCACUGGGUGGAGAUGCGAGCCAAGAUGCGCAUCAUGGGCUUCCGUGGCGCCGCCAUCAAGCCGCUGAACGAGGAGGCGGCCGCCGAACUGGGGGCGGAACUGCUGGGCGAAGCCAUCGUCUUUGGGGUGGGGGGGCUGUGCAUCUUCCUGGAGUACUCCCGCCAAACCACCAACAGCAAGAAAAAGGAGGACGAGCUGAGCAGCACCCUCGAGAGCCUGCAGGAGCAGGUGGCCGAGCUGAACUUGACCGUGGAGACACUGGACGCCCGGCUGCGGGAGCUCAACCGGGUCCUCGUCGAGGUCUCUGCCUCCCCCAAGAAAUAACUGGGAUGGCAGGCAGAGAGAGAGAGAGAGGCGGCUUCCUAAAACUGUGCCCGACUGCCGGCUGCGACGCGAGGUUCCCCCUUGCUGGACGGCGAAGGGCGCCGCGGGGAUCCUGGCCUACGCAGGAUUCGGGGUGCGAAAGUCCCGCGUCCCAACCUACCCUGUGGUGCUGAGUUUCUCGGCCUUUUCCAAGUGUGUAAAUACUGAAUCCAUUAAAAAAAAAAAACAAAUCGCAGAGAAAAAA
Podarcis raffonei (Aeolian wall lizard) is the source of this 775-nucleotide messenger RNA. It is a transcript of the gene OPA3, whose product is annotated as outer mitochondrial membrane lipid metabolism regulator OPA3. The record is from RefSeq and is a predicted model, not a curated record. The coding region runs from base 61 to 531 and encodes 156 amino acids. Gene Ontology annotation, cellular component: mitochondrion. NCBI's taxonomy places the organism in Eukaryota, Metazoa, Chordata, Lepidosauria, Squamata, Lacertidae. Gene Ontology annotation, biological process: regulation of lipid metabolic process. The transcript is spliced from 2 exons.